UUGGCAUAGAUAACUUGUCUGUUUGUGUUCAUUUUGUAUCAUUGAUGAUCAUCCCCGGUAAUGCCUGUUUCACAAUGGGUUUGAUAGCAGCUUUAAAUGAAAUGCUGCACAGCCUGGUUUAUCCUUCAUUAUGUAAAGAGAAUUCGCUACUUCCUGUGAUCAUCUACUGUCUCUGUAUUCUGAUGUAGUCACGUGAGAGAAGCAUUGUUUGAUAUCUUUAUUCAGUGUGUUGUAUCUGUCAUCUACAUUGAUUAAUGCUUACUGUACUGUGCUUGUCUAUUAGUACUUUUCCAUUCAUUUCACAAUUGUUGUGAAACAACUAACUGAUGAACUGUUGUGUAACCUGACACAGUAUUAUUCUGGUCUCUCAGUGCCAAGCCGGAUGGAUCUGGGUGACAUCAUGCAUUAUAAAUAUGGGUCCGCAGAAAGGUUGCACUGUAGACAGAUGGAUGCAGAACAGACAUUUUCACUCUUAUGAGCCUCGGCGGCAUGCACCUAGGGUUCUUAUUUAUCAUCCAUCAAUGGUGCUGGACACGUGUGACCUGUAGGAUCUUGCUGGCUUCGUGAAGAAGACACAUAGGUCUCAUCUCCAUACUUAAUAUUAGUGGUGGGGAUGGUGCAGGGAAAGUGCCUCAUGAACCAUCAUCCGGACAAGAAUGUAGCAUGGGAAUCUCACAAGUUUGCAUAUCUACCUCAGUGAAAGAAUUUACUUCAGUUGAGUCAGGCCAAGCCAGUUGCAACCAAAAGUCCAUUCUUUUGUCUCCUGGACCAUUCAAUUAUGGGACUAGUAUCUUUAUAUAAAACCAUGCCAUGCUUUUGAGGGUCUGAGCUACUGUCUGCCAUUCUGUUCUGAUUUCAGAUUGGUUCUAGAGAGAUGGGUCUAAAGGUGUUUAAUUGGCUGAAUCAAAAGAUGCAUUCUAAUACCGAGUACUGGACGAUCCAUGGGAACAAAGCCAUGGAGGAGAAGGAAGAUUCUGUGCGUCGGAGUGUGGCUGAGAAGGACACUGAAGCCCUACUGCUCCGUGAUGUUCUUCUUAACGGUAUACUUGCAAUUGGCACAUUUGGUCACCACGUAGACUCCCUCUGUCCUGAGGCCUGCAUUGAAGGUGGUGGUCUCAUCAUGGUUGAAGAUAAUUUGGAGGAAGAGAAAUAUGAAGAGGAUAGGAAUGAUAAGGUCAAAGAAGACACAUUGGCUACAGCACCAAGUGAACCAUCACCUGUUGUUGAGCCUGUCAAGAUGCAUUCAUCAUCGAUGAAAGAAGACAACUUCACGUGUUUUGUAAAAGAAGAAAUCCUGAUGCAUGAGGUGGAAGAUGGGGGUGUUGCCAAUAUCCAGGAACGACCACUUCUGAUGGUAGAGAAGGUGGAGAAAGUAAGAACUACACUUGCUGAUUUAUUUGCUGCAGAAGCAUUCUCAUCAAGUGCUCCAGGGGAGACGAAUUACCAGAAUAUCACCAUUGCUGCUGGACCGUCCACUUCAAAGCCUACACCAUGCAUGGAAAAGAUGCAUCAGAAGAAACCAACAAAGCCAAUACCAAAGCCACUGAAGGCUACAAGAAAAUUAAGUCAGAAGGUCAUGAGGAAGAUGUUAGGGAAGAAGAUCCACCCAGAGCAGCUCAACGGGCGUAGCAAUGCAGAGAGCCCUCUUACUGCAUGAUUCCUACUUGCCUAGUCUUGCGGACAAGUUUGCUUCUCUAUCUGGAGUCCUUGGAUACCUAUGCUUCGGAUUCCUUGCCCGAGAGAAACAUCCAUGCGUUGCGUCGACAAUGUUGAAGUACUGUUUUGUUGAGUGUUUCGUCGCCAGUGAAGAAUAUCUUCUACUUCUGUUUCCCUAUAUUGCAUAUACAUUUGCAUUGUGGUGGCUUGUAAAAUGUCGUUCUCUGCGUACUGUCCGUGCCGCGUUGUCUCGUCGUCGUGGUAAAAGUAAUAAUAAACGUGUACUUAUUCGUUUGCA
Phragmites australis (common reed) is the source of this 1954-nucleotide messenger RNA. RefSeq names its product protein TILLER ANGLE CONTROL 1. Gene Ontology annotation, biological process: morphogenesis of a branching structure. The coding region runs from base 875 to 1657 and encodes 260 amino acids. The record is from RefSeq and is a predicted model, not a curated record. The transcript has 6 exons. Lineage: Eukaryota; Viridiplantae; Streptophyta; Magnoliopsida; Poales; Poaceae.